CCAGAUGUCAUCCUGUCAGACUGCCCCUCUGCUGCCAUCUGUCACACGGCAACAAAAGGGAACAAAAUGUUGGUGAGAAGGUUCAACCUCUACUGCCAUACAACUGAUUUUGACAUUAUGGGACAACAAAAUAGGAGGCAUUACUUUGGGAGCAGCCCUUGUAUGUUGAGCCUUUCAACAGAUUUCCUUUCUAGUGCCUCUUUGAUGUAAUGAAAGACACAGAGGGACAAUAAGUAGCUCUCUGUCCACAGUUUACAGAGUGUUCAUCAGUGCAUCCUGCUUAGCAAAUACUACUUGCAGUUGCUGGUUUGGCCAGGAGAUGGUACUAUCUGUACACACAGCCAUUACAGUGCAGCAGGGAUGAGGUAACUACCUGCUUGAAUCUCUGAACCAAGAGAGUGGUUUAGAUACACUUAACACAUAUUCUGCAAAGGUGCAUUUAAAAAAUACCACUCAUGCGAAACAAGUCAGAGGAUUGAGCAUGAUCUAUGGCUUAAAACUUACUCUUAAAGAGCACGAAUUAGUAACUAUAUACUGAGAUCAGCUCUUUAUAAUAAGUUCAAAACAUACUAAAGUCACUUGCAGCUGAUACAGAAAAAAAUGUGAACAAUAAAAAACACAUCAUUUUUUCUGGACAUCUCCCCACUGUCCAUAUAGUUAGUCUUUCCUGAUUUCUGCAAAUCUGGUGACCUCCAUGCUUACUAAUAGAAGUCAAAGUAGUCAAAGCUUGUCACGUGUCAGCAAUGUGUCCUUGCUGCAAAGAAGGCUAAUGGUAUCCUGGGCUGCAUUAGGCAGAGCACUGCCAGCAGAUGGAGGAAUCCUUCCACUCUACUCAGCACUGGUAAGACAACACCCUGAGUACUGCAUCUAGUUCUGGGCUCUCCAGUACAAGAGAGACAUGGGACUACUGGUACAGUUCAACAAAGGCCCACAAAAACAAUGAAGGCACAGGAACAACUCACAUAUGAGGAAAGGCUUAGAGAGCUGGGGCUACUCAGCCCAGAGAAGAGAGGGCUCAAGGAGGUCUUACCAAUGUAUAUAAACACCUGAAGUGAGCACAUAAAGAAGACUGAGCAAGGCUCUUUUCAGUGGUGCCCAGUGACAGGACAAGAGGGAAAGGGCACAAACCGAAAGAAAGGAGGUUCUGUCUGAACAUCUGGAAACACUUUUCCUAUGAGGGAAGCUGAGCAAUGGAAAAGGUUGCCCAAAGAAGCUGUAGAACCUCUCACUAUGAAGACUUCCAGAAGCCAUCUGGACACGGUCCUGGGCAGCCUGCUUCAGCCUGGCCCUGCUUCAGAUGGGAGGCUUGGACAAGAUGAUCCCCAGAGGUCACUUCCAACCACAAUCAGUCUGAAAUUCCGUGAAUCUACAUAUAUACAUUAUGUAGAUACAUAUAUAUAACAAAGAAUAACUAUAUUUACAGCAUAGCCUCAAUUAUAUAUUAUUGUAUAUAAUAUAUGUGUGCACAAUAGAUUAUAUUGAAUAUAAUAUAUAUAGAAAUGAGGCUAUGCUGCAAGAAGAGAUUUUGUAUUUUGCUUACUUAAAUGCAUCAGGUAAGCUACUGUAAAGUUUAAUACCCAAUAAUAAGAAAAAUGGCAAGCUCACUGGACCAUAUUUAGCAGCAGCAGCUACCUAGAAUAAAUCCAAACCUCAUUCUGGAAUGACUACAGCUACUUCUAAACGCAUCAUUGCAUUUGUAAGACUUGAGUCCCUUUCUCUUAUUGUACAUAUGUCUACACUAAUCUCUCCUUGCUAUUUGAUGGCCUUGCCUUUCAGUAUCUUCAUAUUCCUCUACAACUUCUGCAAAGCUGCCUCCUUCAUCUUUAUUACUGAGAAUAACUGAGCACAUUUUGCCACUUGUGUCAUUUUUCUUGGCUUCCCAAAUUAUUCACGAACUUGUGGAAGAUCAUGGAUUUCUGCAAACUACUGGCGACUCAUUCCACUAUGAAAAGUUUACUAUUGCUAUCUUACUUCCUGUCUUUUGACCAAUUAUUUAUCAAUACAGUGCCUUUCCCUUCAUCUCAUAGCAAAUUUAAGAAUAACUACAUAUUUUGUCCAAGCCUCCAGUGUGAUGUUCUUGAAUAAUCUGCAUUAUGCUACAGAAAUUCUACUUUUUUUCAGUAUCCGUUUUUAACAAGUUUCCUCAUUUAGCUGGUUUCACAUUUUUAAAUUAGGCACUAGUGCACAGGACAUGCUGACUUUGUUUUACUCAUUGAAGGGUUUAGGAUCUAAGUACCUUACAGUCAGUGUUAGAAAGCUGCUCUUCUUCAAAGGUAACGCUUAAAGCCCAUUCUGUGCAUAGUUUAGGGCCAAGCUAAAAUUUGCAUUUCCUAUUCUGGGGUCCCUAACACAUAGCUCUUUGAAGCGGUUUCUAAAGGCUUCACAUCGAUUGCAGAAUUUAACCUUAUCCAUACCACAGAAAAGUCACCCUUUCAGCUCUAGCAUGGCCUGACAGAUAAAGAGUCCCCAACUUCUGCACAGCAGGCCAGCAAGAUAAGCUGAAGGAGAAGGGACAACAUCAUGACACACCCUUUAUAAAGAAACUGAGCAAACAACGUUGCAAGUAGGUUAUUUUUAAAGAAAGCUGAAGGAAGGAGACAUCACCCACCAGAUCAAGUCAGAGCUGGAGACUGCCACAGUACCAGGGAAGCAGCCAUGGGCCAAGGUCUGAGCAUCAAAAAAUGUGAUCUUAAGAUCAAAAAGAACAACAACAAGCACCACACAAAAGAAAUCAGCACUGAAAGGCUUGUGGUGAGGCGGGGCCAGCCUUUCACUAUCAAAGUGAUCUUCUCAUCUCCAGUACACAACUACACGAAGCAGCUGAAGAAGACCUUCCUCUCAGUACAGACAGGAUCACAGUACUCCGAGGCAGAGAGAACCCAGGUAAAGUUUCCCAUCUGCACCACGGGAGACCAGAAGCAGUGGAGCGCAACACUAGAAAAACGGGACCCAUAUUCCUGGACCAUCUCUGUGAACACACCUGCCAAUGCUCCCAUUGGCGAGUAUGAGCUAGGUUCACAUACCUCCAAGUCUUACUGUGUCCUGGGGACAUUCAUCCUUCUCUUUAACCCUUGGUGCCGAGAUGAUGAAGUGUUCUUGCCUAACGAGCCACAGCGGCAGGAGUACAUUUUAAACCAGGAUGGUAUCAUCUACUGGGGGACUGAAAAUGAAAUCCUAGCACAGCCCUGGGACUUCGGUCAGUUUGAUGUGGAUAUUGUGGACAUCUGCUUCAGGCUGCUGGACAUAGGUGAACGCCAUCAACGAGACAAGGAUCACACCCAGCGCAAGAACCCCAUUUACAUUUGCCGCACUGUUGCUGCCAUGAUGAACUGUGAUGAUGCUAAAGGAAUCCUGACAGAAUUUGGGACCGGAGAAUGCUCUGACGGGACACCCCCUUCCAAGUGGCUGAGCAGCAGCUCCAUCCUCCAGCAGUGGGUUGCACUGCAGUACAAACCUGUUCACUACGGGCAGUGCUGGGUGUUUGCUGCAGUCAUGUGCUCAGUUCUGAGAUGCCUGGGAAUUCCCACCAGGGUUGUCACGGGCUUCACAUGGGCUCACAACACUAAAUGCAACCCAAACGUGGAGGAGUAUUAUGAUGAAGAUGGGGCACUGCUUACAUCUGACAGGAGUGCCCAUCUCUGGACUUUCCAUGUUUGGAAUGAAUGCUGGAUGGCUCGAUCGAACUCGCCACCAGAGUACAGUGGAUGGCAGGCACUGGAUGCCACCUGCCAGAAAAAAAGCAAAGGCCUUUCCUUCUGUGGGCCAGCUCCUGUUCAAGCCAUCAAGGAAGGGGACACAGAAGAGGAUUAUGAUGUCUGCUAUUUCUUUGCUGCCAUGAAUGCCAAGUGCAAGGUCUGGAUACAGAAAGAAGAUGGUGUCCUCAAGCCAACUUUCGUUUGCACGAAGUAUACCGGCAACAACAUCAGCACCAAGAGUGUGGGCAGUGAACGCUGUGAGGAUAUCACACACAACUACAAAUAUCCUGAAGACUCUCCUCAGGAAAAAGAAGUACUUGACAAAGUCUACAGUAAAAUGACACAUCAGACAACCAGCAGAAGCAUAGAGUUUAUCCCCAUUCCUACCACUCUUGAAGAGCGAGUUAACCCUCUUGUCCAGCUCCAGUCCAAGAGUUCUCUGAUACUGGGACAAGAUGUUCCCCUUUCCAUUGAAGUGUUUAACUACAGUGGCACAGAAAAGGCUGCAGAGCUGGUACUUGCAGCCCAGUCUCUACAUUAUAAUGGCGUUCCCAUUAUGCAACUUUGGAAGGAAAAGUUUAAUUUUAUCCUCAAAGGCAGUGAAGUUAAAACCCUGCAAGUCUUCGUGCCUUACUCAUCGUACAGUAAAGAGCUGGGAGAGAGCCGUCUGCUUAGGCUGACUGCCAUGCUGAGAGAUGAGGACUCCUUCUACGUAUACUUUGCACAGGAAGAGAUAAGCAUUUGUGAUCCUCCUCUGACUAUUGAGUUUCCAGAAAAUGUGGUACUGUACCAGCCAUCCACAGUGAAGAUCAGCCUCCAGAAUCCUCUCACUGAACCCCUGGAGAACUGUGUGAUAGUCGUUGGAGGGCGAGGGCUCAUUUACAGACAAAGGAAGUACAGGCUGGGUUCUGUGCAACCUAAAAGCACUCAAGACUUGCAUAUCUCAUUCACCCCCAUCGAAGCAGGACGCAGAAGACUCACUGCACACCUUACCUGCCUUCAAAUCCAAAACCUGAAGAGCUACAAAAGUAUCAAUGUUGCAGAUGCAUGAUGUCCAAUUUAGAAUAGGUUCUGCUGUCCUAUUUACAAGAGUGGUCAUGGUCUGUGCCCCCAACCUUUGGUGAGCAUCGAUGUUAAAAAUUUAAAUAAACUUAUAUUUACAAUCA
Molecule: messenger RNA, 4861 nt
Organism: Numida meleagris (helmeted guineafowl)
Lineage: Eukaryota; Metazoa; Chordata; Aves; Galliformes; Numididae
Gene: EPB42
Product: erythrocyte membrane protein band 4.2
Exons: 13
Coding region: 2656-4746 (696 amino acids)
Biological process (GO): peptide cross-linking
Molecular function (GO): protein-glutamine gamma-glutamyltransferase activity
Source: RefSeq, a predicted model, not a curated record